AAGAAAAGUAAAGGCGUUCACGUGUUUGUGGGCAUGCUCCAUGUGCAGUCGGCGAUGGAGUGGAGUUUUUAAGAUAACAAAAACAAAGGCGCGAUGUUCCUCUCUCAAGGCUCAUCUCACGGAUCUUGCCUCUUUCUCUUUCUCUUUCUGCUUCCUCUUCCCUUCCUCUCUCUUUUUUCUAUGUACAUAUAAAUACCACCCCCUCCUUCCCCUUUCUUUCUGUUCCAAGUCCAAGUCUAGCCUUGAGAGAAUUCAUAUGUACUAUUGUUAGCGCAGAUUCAUUUGGCUUUCUCUGUCUCUGUUUCUGUAUAUACCAAAGAAGAAAAAGAAAAUUAAGCAAAACACCUGAUUAUCUACUACCGCCAGAAUCAAUACAGAAUGACCUCUUGGAAAAAGACCAUCACUUCCCCUUUCAAGAAAGCUUGCACUUUCUUCAAUCAUCAGCAACCCACCAGAGAUCAUAACAAGUCCCAGUUGCCAGGAAAUGAAAACCGUGCGAUGGAUCUGCAUGGCGAGGUGAUGGCAUGCGGCUACGAGGAUGUUCAAGUCAUGUGGUCCAUUCUUGAUAAGUCCAAGUCCACCAACUGCAAUUUCACUUCUUCCUGAUGCUCUCCUCCCACUUAAUUUCACAUUUUCACAUCCUAAUUUGGUUCAUUAAUUCGCACGGAUCUGCGUCUGCCCUCUCUCUCUCUCUCUAUAGAUAUAUAUAUAUAUAUAUAUAUAUAUAUAUAUAUAUAUAUAUAUAUAUAUAUGAUCUCUUGUAGAUAUAAACAAAUCCCUUCACCCCUACCCCCUCCCCAACCAAAAGAAUUAGAUUAUUUAGGACCCUUUCAAUUGUUUUCAAGCCCCUUCAGCUUGAGAAGAUCUGAUGCAGUGGCUCUUUUCUUUUUCCUUUAGAUAUAUAUGUUCUCAUUCGAUUUAAUAUAGGGAAUCCCUAUGAUGAAAUGAUACAUCAUGGUGAGAUUUUUUUAA
Ricinus communis (castor bean) is the source of this 972-nucleotide messenger RNA. RefSeq lists its product as uncharacterized. The transcript is spliced from 2 exons. The record is from RefSeq and is a predicted model, not a curated record. The coding region runs from base 379 to 606 and encodes 75 amino acids. NCBI's taxonomy places the organism in Eukaryota, Viridiplantae, Streptophyta, Magnoliopsida, Malpighiales, Euphorbiaceae.